GUUAGGGACUGGGGGCAUCAGCUCUGCCUGGCAAAGCUGGGAGUCCUGUGCGUCCCUCCGGCCCAUGGCGGGGCUGUGCCAGCGGUGGGGGGGGGAAUGGGAGGGGCGCGGCGGGCCGGCGCAGGUCCCUCCUUCGCGGCACUCCCGUCAUGUGGUUUUGCACCCUCUGGACUCAUUUCCAAAAAAGCAUUUCCUCCUGCUGUGGUUAAGUGUAAAAGCCUGCCUGGGGAGGGCUGGCACUCAUUCACCACGCGUUGCGCGGCGGCGAUGGGGCGCUGGGGCACCCUGCCCUCGCGCUGAGCCUCCCUGGCACUGGGGACCCCACGCUCUGCUGCACCCACCGCCACCGCCCGGCAUGACCCAGCCGCAUCGGCUUCAAGGAUGAAGCGCCACUGCCCAGGGGCAGCUUCGGUUUUCCUGGCAGUGCUGUGGCUGCUGGCAAGCGGGUUGCUGCUCCUGGGCUGCCAGGACUGCGCUGUGUCACAGGGGCAGCGGGGCCCAGCGCGGCUGCCCGCCCGUCCACGGAGGCUCGCUGCAAAGCCCUCCUGCCCCGCCGGGAUGAACUGGAUCGAUGCGGUUCAACAGUGCUGCCCCCAGUGUCCACCAGGGACGUACCUGAAGAACCCCUGCUCGAUGCAUGGCAAAGGCAGCGACUGUGAAGCCUGUCCCGACGGCACCUACCACUCCCAGCCCAACACCCGCACCAAGUGCCAUGUUUGCUAUGAGUGCGACCACCACGGUGAGCUGGCAGUGCCCCGCGCCGCGCUGUGCUGUGCCAUGCUGUACCACCCUGCUCACCCCCACACCUGCAGCUUUCCAGCGCGUGCUGAGCAACUGCUCGGCCACCAGCAACGUCGCCUGUGGCUGCAAGCCUGGCCACUUCCGCAGCUGCCUGAACGAGCACUGCAACGAAUUCUCCUGCAGCAAGUGCCAGCUCUGCCCGGGGAGGCUGGUCCAGCGGCCCUGCUCAGACACGCAGGACACGCUGUGCGGCAGCUGCAAGCCCAACUUCUACGCCGAGGGCAGCGAGUGCCGGCCGUGCCACAUGUAAGCAGCUCCCCGGGAGGGGUUGCGUGGCCGGCGGUGCAGCGCAGUGCCCAUGUUCCCUCUCCUUGCAGGAGCACCCCGGAGACGUGCGGCGAGGAGUGCCAGCAGGCAUGCGGAGGCAGCACCCGAGGUGCGUGGGGUGGCGGGGCUGGGGGCGCCAGGGCAGCGGGGUGGGCACGGCUCUGUGGGACACCGCGUUGCUCCCUUGCAGGCUCGGGGCUGCAGUACCUCCUGCUGGCCCUGACUGUGCCCCUCUUCAUGGGCGCCUUCGUCAUCUACAAGAGGAGGUGGCUCCAGCACAGGGCCCUGGUGGGCAGCCCCCUCCUCACAGUCCCACCCCAGGGCUGCCCCAGCCCUAUGGCCCACACAUUCUCCCCCACCCAGGAGGCUGUAGCGACGGAGACAGUGCUGUGCCAGGUCUGUGAGCACGGCCCCAGCACGGCGAGGAAGAGCCCCGAGUCCUGGGCCUUGCACAAAUGCCCCGACGGAGCAGCACUGCUGGAUGGCAGGGUGGAGCCCUCAGCGCCCCAGGAGCCCAGCACAGCGCGGGGCCCCGAGUCGCACCCCCGCAGCCCCCAGCGCUGCACCCUGCUGCAGGGCAGCCAGCUCUACGCCGUCAUCAAUGUGGUGCCGGUGCGGCGCUGGAAGGAAUUCAUGCGGGUGCUGGAGCUGCGGGACACGGAGAUCGAGCUGGUGGAGAUGGAGGUGACCCACUUCCGCGACCAGCAGUACGAGAUGCUGAAGCGCUGGUGCCAGCAGACCAGUGCCACGCUCGACCGCAUCUUUGCCGCCCUGGAGCACAUGGAGCUGGCGGGCUGUGCCGAGGCGCUGCGCCAGAGCCUGUCGGCGGGACCCUGACCCCACGUCCCCAGCCUGGGAAGGCAGCACCACCGGCUGCCCCAGGGUCCCCUCCUAGGCUGUAUUGUGACCCCGUGGGCCCAGGGACAGACACAUCCCAGAAAAGCAGGGUCCCUACGGGACCACCCUGCCCUGGUGCCGUGGGGUGCCGUACCCCUAAGUAUUGUUACUUAUGCCAUGUAGACAUUUUAUGUCAGUUAUCCAGACUGUGGGCUCAGGCUGCAGGAGCAGGACAGAGCUCCCCUCCCCAGCCACCCCCCACUAUUUAUGUCCUCCUGCUCCGGGGGCUGCAUUGGACACUGCCCCCGGUUCGCAGGCUGCCUGGCCGGGCUCCUGGGCACGUGCUGCUCGCGGGACGAGCGGGGGCCGAGCCCGCUGCCAACCCAUGGGAUAGUUCUCAAGUCCGCCUGGCGGGUGCACUCAGGUGGGCCUGCCCCCACUCCAAUAAAGUGGCGUGUUCUCCAUCGUCUGGCACCUGGCCCUUUUUCCUGGGGCUGCUGCUUGCCUCUCAGCACUGCACUGGGGCCAACAGGGCUCCACGUGCCUGGGGGCACUGCGGGUGAUGGCACCAUGGGCAGCACAGCGCAGCCCCACGGGAGGAGGGCAGGAGGGACCAGGUGGUGAGGGCAGCCCCAGGAAAGCACGGGGCACUGCUGGAGGGGAUUAAACGUUUUAA
Cygnus olor (mute swan) is the source of this 2581-nucleotide messenger RNA. It is a transcript of the gene TNFRSF25, whose product is annotated as TNF receptor superfamily member 25. Gene Ontology annotation, biological process: signal transduction. The coding region runs from base 382 to 1905 and encodes 507 amino acids. The record is from RefSeq and is a predicted model, not a curated record. Gene Ontology annotation, molecular function: protein binding. Gene Ontology annotation, cellular component: plasma membrane. Lineage: Eukaryota; Metazoa; Chordata; Aves; Anseriformes; Anatidae. The transcript has 5 exons.